GAGGGCUGGUAUAUUUGUGCCUGCUGGAGGUGGAAUUAACAGUAAGAAGGAGAAAGGGAUUGAAUGGACUUACAGGAAGGUUUUCAAGUAAAUACAGGGAAACACAUUUACUUGAAUAGUACAACCUUGAGUCUUAUUUUACACUAAGACGACACAAAAGAUGUUAAAGUUAUCACCAAGCUGCCGGACAAAUAUAUAUUCCAACACCAAGGUGCAGAUCAGCGUAGAUCUGUGAUUCAGAAAUCAGGAUUUGUCUUGGAAAGAGCGCAAGGGUUGAGAAGAACUCAAGAGCAAAUGAAGAGAACUUUGGGACUUACAGUUUAUCAGAAGAUCAACUUUCGUUCAUUCAAAUACCAAAGGCCUGAUUGUCAUAAAUUCAUAUAGGAAUGCCUAGGUCAUCUGAUCAAAUAAUAUUAGCCGUCUUCUGCUACAUCAAUGCAGCAAAAACUCUUAACAACUGUGGAUAAUUGGAAAUCCGAGUUUCAGCUUUCUUAGAAAUAACUACUCUUGACAUAUUCCAAAAUAUUUAAAAUAGGGCAGGAAAAUCAGUGAGGAUGUUGUGUUCAGAAAUGUCACUGUCAUGAAGAAUAGGUAAAUUUGUUUUUUCCGCUACUGGGAAAUUGUACCUCCUAGAAACUUAUUAUUAUUUUUUUUAAGAGGACAAGAAGGACAGAAAAUACCAACUUUGCUUUUGGACAAAAAUGCAUCUGACUGUAUUUUUACUUAGGGGUAUUGUGGGUUUCCUCUGGAGCUGCUGGGUCCUACUGGGCUAUGCAAAAGGAGGUUUGGGAGAUAAUCAUGUUCACUCCAGUUUUAUUUAUAGAAGACUACGGAACCACGAAAGACGGGAAAUACAGAGGGAAAUUCUCUCUAUCUUGGGUUUGCCUCACAGACCCAGACCCUUUUCACCUGGAAAGCAAGCUUCCUCUGCACCUCUCUUUAUGCUGGACCUGUACAAUGCUAUGGCCAAUGAAGAAAACCCUGAAGAGUCUGAGUACUCAGUGAGGGCAUCCCUGGCAGGAGAGACCAGAGGGGCAAGAAAGGGAUACCCAGCCUCUCCCAAUGGGUAUCCUCGUCGCAUACAGUUAUCUCGAACGACUCCCUUGACCACCCAGAGUCCUCCUCUAGCCAGCCUACAUGAUACCAACUUUCUGAAUGAUGCUGACAUGGUCAUGAGCUUUGUCAAUUUAGUUGAAAGAGACAAGGAUUUUUCUCACCAGCGAAGGCAUUACAAAGAAUUCCGGUUUGAUCUUACUCAAAUUCCUCAUGGAGAAGCAGUGACAGCAGCUGAAUUCCGGAUAUACAAGGACCGGAGCAGCAAUCGAUUUGAAAAUGAAACAAUUAAGAUAAGCAUAUAUCAGAUCAUCAAGGAAUACACAAAUAGGGAUGCAGAUCUGUUCUUGUUAGACACAAGAAAGACCCAAGCUUUAGAUGUGGGCUGGCUUGUCUUCGACAUCACUGUGACCAGCAAUCAUUGGGUGAUUAAUCCACAGAACAAUUUGGGCUUACAGCUCUGUGCAGAAACAGGAGAUGGUGCUACUUGUUUAAAAGUCUUAUGUUUAUCUUCAGAUUAUAAUACAAGUGAGCAAAAACAAGCCUGUAAGAAGCAUGAACUCUAUGUGAGUUUCCGGGAUUUGGGAUGGCAGGACUGGAUUAUAGCCCCAGAAGGAUAUGCUGCAUUUUAUUGUGAUGGAGAAUGUUCUUUUCCACUCAAUGCCCAUAUGAAUGCCACCAACCAUGCCAUAGUCCAAACUCUGGUUCAUCUGAUGUUUCCUGACCACGUACCAAAACCUUGUUGUGCUCCAACCAAAUUGAACCCCAUCUCUGUACUGUACUUCGAUGACAGCUCCAAUGUCAUUUUGAAAAAAUACAGAAAUAUGGUCGUGCGCUCAUGUGGCUGCCACUAGUAGUAAAUUAUAAUGGCAACAAGAAAAAAAGAUCUGUAUUACGUUUUAUGACUACAAUAAAAAGUGUACUUUCCGACAAAAGGAGAAUUUUGUAAAAUUAGUCUGGCUCAUUUCAUCUCUCUACCCAUGUACAAUGUCAUGUAUAUAGCCACUUUUAUUUAUUUAAAGGUAUAUAUUCUCCUUUGUGGAUGCCUUAUCAAUAAAAUCUACUUUGUAGCUCACUACAUUAUACAACAGAUUGCCCAGUCUAACUUUCAGUGGGAUAUGCUAAGUCCAAUUCAAUUCCAUUUCAACAUUUUUUUCCUAAUACAAUUUUUUUUCAUAUAAUUUUCUGAAAUUUGACAGAACUCCUUUGACUGUUAAAUAUUGUUGAAGGAAAUUGAAUGCAUUUCGUUAUGUUGUGCCAGUGAAAACCAUGAUAGGAUACUUAUUUAGAAAUAAAACUUAAAAAAAAACCCCCAAAAACAAAAAUGCUUGGACAAACACAAUUUUUCUUUUCGAGUUUCUGCUUCAUUAGAUAAAGUGAAAUGUUGAACUGGAUUUGAAUAAAUAAACGGUAGGCAGAACACAGAAUCUGAAAGAUUGCACAUAAUUGUUAUAACUGUUUGCUUUAACAGAAUUGGUGUAACUGUAGGAGCAUGUUCCUUCUUGGCUUGUGGACUGUAGAUUUUGCAAAGAGCUCAAAGCUUCAGGAAUUCUGUGGAGACAGGCUUGAGCCUGUGUCCAUAACUUUCCAAGUUAACACUAAAAAAUUGUAGUACAACCUUCUUACCUCAAAUAAAUCAUGUCUGCCUAUUAUCUAGAACACUACUGCUGCAGAUUUUUUUUUUCUGAUUUAAAAGGAGUCCAAAAUAAAGAAACAUUUACAUGUGCUCCACGUCCCUCCCCGCAGACAAGAGUCACUGCAUGCAUAAAAUAUAGCGGAGCAAAGAUGCCGACAGAGCCAUUUUCUUUAGCUCUCCUUUAUAACUGAGUCUGCUGAUUGAUGUGAUGCAAGGGAUUUUAUUUAGGGUAAAAGCACUGAAACUAAACUGGAGGAAAUUACCAAAAAUCCCAGAAUGGCUUUGACAGAAUUGCCAUUUUGAAAGAACAGCUGAAAUCCAUUUUUCAUAUCUUUGAGACUGAGCUCAAUGAAAACCUUAUUUUUUGUAAGGGGAUUUUGUAAGCCCUCCUCCAAGCACAAAUAAUUCCAAAUGGGAAGGUUCUGUUGUGUGUAUGUACAUGUGUGUUCUUCCCUCUGAAAUUAAUUUAUUUUCUUUCUCUGCUUCUAUCUCUGCCUUCUAUGGCUUGUCUUUGACACACACUGAUUUCUUGAAGAAUGACAUUUAGAUGGAUAACUUGCUAUUUAUGGUGGCUCCACGGUUAGGCCUAUUUAUAGUGCAUCUAAAAAUAUUCAUAAAGCACCAUUUAUUAACUACCCUUGUGAAUCUUUCAAAUAAAACAUAUCAGAAAUGGCUCAAAAACGUUAUGGGUUUGUUUGUAAUUCAGGUGUAUUGCAAUGUUGUUUUAAAAUACAGUUUAUCUUAAAAAAUUGAUAAUAACUAUAUUGGGGGUUACAUUAAGUAAUAUAUUUUUCAAUUAAUGGUGUACCAUUGUAAGAAUAAGAAACAGAAGUCUAUUAUAUUAUCUUUAAAUGUGCUGUUUAAAUGUAAUUCUAUAUUUUAAAAGAUAUUAAACUUGUGAUGCUAGUUUC
Molecule: messenger RNA, 3600 nt
Organism: Hipposideros armiger (great roundleaf bat)
Lineage: Eukaryota; Metazoa; Chordata; Mammalia; Chiroptera; Hipposideridae
Gene: BMP5
Product: bone morphogenetic protein 5
Exons: 6
Coding region: 702-1907 (401 amino acids)
Cellular component (GO): extracellular region
Molecular function (GO): growth factor activity; cytokine activity
Source: RefSeq, a predicted model, not a curated record